Messenger RNA from Soboliphyme baturini, 264 nucleotides. The record is from the annotation of a GenBank genome assembly. NCBI's taxonomy places the organism in Eukaryota, Metazoa, Nematoda, Enoplea, Dioctophymatida, Soboliphymatidae.
AUGAGUCAACGUCGUUGCCUGGUUCCUCACUGUCCCUCAUCUGGCACCAGCACAUUGAUGUUCGGUUUGCCUCGUGACGACGUACGUCGUCACCUGUGGCUUCGCAAACUCGGCGUUGCCGAUGUGCCGAAAUCGACGAACCCGGAUGGUGACGGAGGAAACAGUUUGUUCGUCUGCAAACGCCAUUUCGAUGACGAACAAAUAUACAAGGCCGGACACCGGGUUCUGCUUCGUCCGAACGCUGUUCCCCAACAGAUCGAGUAA